This is a messenger RNA of Colletotrichum siamense, 1086 nucleotides long. RefSeq lists its product as uncharacterized. The record is from RefSeq and is a predicted model, not a curated record. NCBI's taxonomy places the organism in Eukaryota, Fungi, Ascomycota, Sordariomycetes, Glomerellales, Glomerellaceae. Bases 1 to 1086 code for a protein of 361 amino acids. The transcript has a single exon.
AUGGCGCCGUCAAGGAGCAAGGCAUUGAGCCUGCUGAGCAUCCUACUCCUAUCAACACCCAUAUUCGCCAAAGUCCAAAACGACUUUAGCUACUAUCCUAGCGCAGCACAGCCAUGCCUGUAUUCCGCUUCCGACAGCAGUCAAUGCGAUGGCGACACCGUCGCGGAGAUGAAUAAGUGCCUUUGCAGCGACUCCAAGGGCAACUUCAUCACGAACACCGCAAAGUGCUUGGGAAAAGACGCGAAGGGCUCCGUCUCGGAGACAUACUCCGACCUCAAGACUUCAUGCGCGAAUUCCAACACACCUAUUUCCAUCACCGAGGACCAAUUCAACAACCUCGCUGCCCAAGGGGCCACGGCCACCUCCAUUCCAGUUACGCCGUCAUCAACGUCAGCGCCGAAAACGUCCAAAACGGCAAGCCCCACAACUUUCAUGACCACCACAACCGGCGGCGCGACCGUCACCGUUACCACAACACCUACCCCGACCGAUGCGACAUCCACUCCCACGGCUGCGGCCUCGGGCCUGUCGACAACCGCCAAGAUUGGUAUUGGUGUGGGCGGUGGCGUUGGCGCAGUUGCCAUUGUUGGCAUUAUCGCAUUCGUCUGGAGACUGAAGAAGAGCCGCUCUGCACACGAGGAGUCUCGGCCGAUGCUCGACGGCGGAGUCGGUGCGACCGGAUACAACCCGCACAACAGCCCGUCUGCCAGCGCCGCCGCGUUUGGUCUUGAAAACCCGAACGAUUACAAGACUGAGACGAAGACGGGGGGAUGGCGGCCGACGACAGAUAUCCCCCCUAGCGCGAGUCCCGGCGCGCAGACAUGGGCAACAAACUCUCCUCAGCCCCCGUACGCGCCUUACUCUCCUCCGCCACCGCAGCAGCAACAGCAAAUGCAUGCUUGGGGGCACCACCCGCAGGCUGCAUACCCGCCUGGGCCACAAGUAGCUCCCCAGCCUGGCGUUUUUGAGCUCGCAUCUAUACCCGUGCAGCCAUCAUAUCCUCAGCCUCCACCUGAUGCCGUCGAGAUGCCGGCAACAGAGGUACAACCUCAGCCCGCACGAUACCAAUAUCCAUCACAGCGAUGA